This is a messenger RNA of Anopheles bellator, 2762 nucleotides long. RefSeq names its product G2/mitotic-specific cyclin-A. Gene Ontology annotation, biological process: regulation of cyclin-dependent protein serine/threonine kinase activity; mitotic cell cycle phase transition. Gene Ontology annotation, molecular function: cyclin-dependent protein serine/threonine kinase regulator activity. Gene Ontology annotation, cellular component: cyclin A2-CDK2 complex; nucleus; cytoplasm. Bases 509 to 2020 code for a protein of 503 amino acids. The transcript has 6 exons. NCBI's taxonomy places the organism in Eukaryota, Metazoa, Arthropoda, Insecta, Diptera, Culicidae. The record is from RefSeq and is a predicted model, not a curated record.
CACGCAUCAGUGCUGUUCGCGCCGAUUGAAGGUGGCGUCUUGUCUUUGAUUUCGUCUCAAAUCGUAUUUCGUUUUCAUCGCUGUUUGAUGAAGCUUAAAUUUGUGUGAACGUGUUAAGAAACAGAAUACGGAAAGCGGCAAAAUGGCUUACUAGGACUCAUUCUGGUGGUGGGAUCCGGGACAGUACGGCACGCUAGAACGCAUUUCUUCGAACGUUCGGCGAGAGUCCAGGAACACGCACGAUAAAGCUGGCAUUCCCAAGCCUUUGGCGAAAAGAUUGUAGCUGAUUUGAAACAUAUUCUUAUAUUCGCACGCCUUCGACGUAAAAGAAGUGUACACACGCACACGCUGAAAGACACAUUUUUCUGCUGGCAAAAAGUGCCGAUUAAACGCACACGCCACGCUCUGUGUCAGUAGCCUUUGAAGCGAGAGUCGAAAGUCCUUCCAUUUUAACAGCCAUCCUAGUUACCUUUGCCUUGCCGCACAUUCAGUUGGAUUGCGAGCAAACAUGGCGACGUUUCGCGUGCAUGAGGAUGUCGAAAAAGAGAACCGUGUCCAGGCGCCAUUAGGUGGCAAGAAGGCUGCGGCGAACCUGGGAGGUCAAAGCAUCACCGGGAUUUCGUCCAAGAAUCAGCAGUUGCAGUCGGGGGCACUCCAGCAGAAGCAGCAGCAGCAGCGAACAAUGUUUAACGUGCUGAGUACUGUGCAAACGAAUAUUUCAAAUGUGGCGCUCAACAAUGCUAAAGCUAAACCCCAACAACGCGCUGGCGGGGCCGUACUGUUGCCGAAGGUGGGAAAGGGAGACGAAAAUGCCGUGGUGCCAAGGGCAGUAUUGCCAGCGAAGGCCAAAUCGACCGGCGUCUGCGAUACCUUCAAAGGUUUCCAGGUGUACGAUGAGACAAAGGAAAACUGCAUUGCUGCUGAAUAUGUGGCGACCAAGAAAGAAGAACCGUUGGUCGAGAAACGAGCUCCUUUGCACGAGAUCAAACAUGUCGAGCUGCUGGAGACACCCAUGUCGGUGGGAGAUAGCUACUCUCCUAUGUCGGUGGACAAGUCAUCCGUGAUCAUUGUCGAUGAAACUGCAAUACCGAAGAACGAUAGGGAACGCUUCUACGAAGUGGAAGAGUAUCAGGAGGACAUACUUCUCUAUCUGAAGGAGGCCGAGAGACGGAACCGUCCCAAACCGAACUAUAUGCAGAAGCAGCCCGAUAUUACCCAUUCCAUGCGUACCAUUCUGGUGGAUUGGCUUGUAGAGGUUAGCGAAGAAUAUAAGCUUCACCGUGAGACGCUGGCCUUGGCCGUAUCUUACAUUGAUCGAUUUCUAAGCUUCAUGUCGGUAGUUCGUGCCAAGUUGCAGUUGGUCGGGACGGCUGCCAUGUUCAUCGCUGCGAAAUACGAAGAAAUUCACGCUCCGGAUGUAAGCGACUUUGUGUACAUCACCGACGAUACGUACACCAAAAAUCAGGUACUGCGAAUGGAGCAGUUGAUUUUGAAGGUUCUUUCGUUUGACUUAAGCGUGCCCACUUCGCUGGAAUUCACCAAUGUCUACUGCGUUAUGAACGACGUGUCGGACAAGGUUAAAUAUUUGACUAUGUACCUCUGUGAACUGUCGAUGCUUGAGGCCGAUCCUUACUUGACGUACGUACCAUCGAAAAUCGCGGCUGCAGCCUUAGCCUUAGCACGGCGCACCCUUGACCUUCCAAUGUGGUCGAAGAUGCUUGAAAAUAAUACCGGAUACAAACUGACGGCUUUGAAGGACAUCAUUUUGGCUUUGAACAAAACCCACAUGGACGCGUCCUGCAUGCAACAGCAAGCAAUACAGGACAAGUACAAAGCCAUCAAGUUCAAGGAUGUUGCCUCGCUGCCAGUCACUAAAAUUACGAACGAGUCUUUCGAUAAAACAUGUGAAACACUUUCCAAUGCCCUAGUAACACUACCACAGCACCAGCCCCUCGUAAGCGCAACCGGUGACGAAACGAACAGAAAGGAGCAAAACAGCAAUAAUCUGCUCUUCGUUUAGCAAACUUUAAGAACAGUAUCGAGAAUAAUGCUUGUUUUGUUAGCGGAAAUAUUCAAUCCUUCAAUUUGUUUCUACACUAACCCGCAACGUCCCGUAUGCCCCAGGACCUUUGUACCACGACUAAAGCUGAAUUUUGAGCCAUGUUUCGGUACUUUAUAAUCAUUUAUUUGUAAUACCGUAAGGAGCUGUAUUAUUUUGCAUGUUUUUACAAUGUUUGUGAAAAUUUAUUUAUUAUCUCCUUGAUAUACCUACCACUUGUCUAUCUUGUCAAAAAAAACAUUCUGGCUCCAUUUGCUACCUCCAUUUGCUUUACUUGGGGUUAUAUAAACUCGUUAUUUACAGGAGAUAUUUCCUAACAAAAUAGGUUAAUCAUUUAUAUUUUUGCUAACCUUGACUGAUCUAACACACGUUUCCACCAUUUAAACCUUUACCGUAGAAGAUAAGGAACCGUUCUGAUUAACUGGCCAAUUAGGCAUUUCUUAGGGUAACAUUGCGUCGCACAACAACCGGCAUCGGCCGGCAAGGGUAAAAUUGUCGGACACAGCAUACUUUACAAAGGCUGAAAUUGACAAAUAUUUUAAACGGCUUUACUCAGAACAGUUUCGUGGAAAUUGACAAUAAAACGUGAGUAGCGACAAACACAUUUAACACGCGGGACGAAACGAAAGGAAUCUUUUUAUAAUAGGACAAUUACCCUGUUUUGUUACUCUUUGUAAGAAAAUAAACAAACAAUCUAUGAAGA